Molecule: messenger RNA, 3698 nt
Organism: Acanthoscelides obtectus
Lineage: Eukaryota; Metazoa; Arthropoda; Insecta; Coleoptera; Chrysomelidae
Source: the annotation of a GenBank genome assembly
AUUAAAACCAAAUCAAAACAUAAAUAUUAGAAUCAAUAUUCUAACCUCACUCCGCAGCGCCCCACAACAUACUUUUCCCCUUUUCCGUAAUCCCAAACAUAUAAUUUUUAAAUUAGUAUUUAAUGGUAUGAAAAAUUAAAGAGAAUAUGGAAGAAGACUGCUUCGGCGACGAAAAAUGUUUCAGCAAGCCGAUAAAGACUUUGGAAGAGAAAUGGAAACUAGUGCCUGCCUUUUUGAAAGUAAAGGGUCUGGUGAAACAACACAUCGAUUCUUUUAAUUACUUCAUAAAUGUGGAGAUCAAGAAGAUCGUCGAAGCUAAUAACAGGGUAACAUGUGAUGCUGAUCCUAUAUUUUACCUUAAAUACACAAAUGUGCAUGUGGGUAACCCAGAUGUUGAUGAGGGGUUCAAUAUCAGCAAGGCCACAACACCACAUGAAUGCAGGUUAAGGGACAUGACCUAUUCAGCCCCCAUUUCUGUAGACAUAGAAUACACCAAAGGCAAUCAAAGGGUAUCAAAAUCUGGCUUGUUGAUUGGUAGAAUGCCAAUUAUGCUGAGAUCAUCCAACUGUGUCUUAAGCAACAAAUCAGAAUUUGAGUUGGCAAAAAUGAAUGAAUGUCCUUUGGACCCAGGGGGAUAUUUUGUUGUAAAAGGCCAGGAAAAGGUUAUUCUCAUUCAGGAACAGCUUAUGAAGAACAGGAUGAUUGUGGAAGAAGGAAAGUGGGGCAUACAGUGCCAAGUGACAAGUUCUACACAUGAGAAGAAAUCCAGGACAAUGGUCUUUGUAAAAGGCAACAAAUACUACCUAGGCCAUAAUACUUUCACUGAUCCAAUUCCUGUAUCAAUCAUAUUUAAGGCAAUGAAUAUUACAAGUGACUUGGAGAUCUGUGAAUUGAUUGGUGUAGAAGAUGUACAUAAACUUACACCUACUUUAGAAGAAUGUCAUAAUCAGAAACUCUAUGUGCAGGAUGCUGCUUUGAAGUAUUUGGGAACUAAAUUGGUUGUCAAAAGGUUUGUAACAGCAGCGUCAAGAAUAAAAACACCUGCAGAUGAAGCUAGAGAUCUCUUGGCAACAACAGUAUUGGCACAUGUCCCUGUGGAAGACUAUAAUUUUAGGCUGAAAGCUAUCUAUUUAGGGCUAAUGGUGAAACGAGUUAUAGAAGCACAAAGUGAUGAGAAGUUUCUAGAUGAUAGAGAUUAUUAUGGAAAUAAAAGACUGGAACUUGCUGGAUCGCUGAUAUCGCUUAUGUUCGAGGAUGUUUUCAAGCGUUUCAACUGGGAACUAAAAAACACUGCUGAGAAAACAAUACCGAAAAUUAGAGCCUCUCCAUUUGACAUAGUCAAAUACAUGAGAUCAGAUUUGAUCACAAAUUGUCUGGUCUUUGCUAUCUCAACUGGAAACUGGACAAUUAAGCGAUUUAGGAUGGAAAGGCAAGGGGUGACUCAAGUGUUGUCAAGGUUGAGCUAUAUUUCAGCUUUGGGAAUGAUGACCAGGGUUAACUCUCAGUUUGAGAAGACGAGAAAAGUGUCGGGUCCGAGAUCACUGCAACCAAGCCAAUGGGGUAUGCUGUGCCCCAGUGAUACCCCAGAAGGAGAAGCUUGUGGUCUGGUGAAAAAUUUGGCACUCAUGACUCAUAUCACGACAGAAGUGGACGAAUUACCUUUGAUAAGGUUGGCAAGCAACUCAGGGGUGCAAGAUAUUUAUAUGGUGCCGAGUUUCUCUAUUCACGCGUCUGAUUCUUUCUUGGUGUUUCUGAAUGGCAAUAUACUCGGCGUGACGAAGACUUUCAAGAGGCUCAUCAACACCUUUAGAUUGAUGAGGAGGAAAGGCUACAUUUCAGGCUAUGUCUCCAUCUAUCCCAGUUACCUCCAUAGAGCGGUUUACAUCAGUUCUGACAGUGGAAGAUUGUGUAGACCAUACAUUAUUGUACGUAAAGGAGUGCCUUUGGUAGAAGAAAAACAUAUUCAAGAAUUAGAACAAGGUAUCAGGGGUUUCGAAGAUUUUGUCCACGAUGGUCUGAUUGAAUUUCUGGACGUAAAUGAAGAGAAUGAUAGUUUCAUAGCUUGUUACGAAAGUGAUAUAAUCCAAAAGACAACACAUUUAGAAAUAGCACCAUUCACCUUGCUGGGUGUAUGUGCGGGAUUGGUACCAUAUCCUCAUCACAACCAGUCACCCAGGAAUACUUACCAGUGUGCUAUGGGUAAGCAAGCUAUGGGGACCAUUGGGUAUAAUCAGAAAAACAGGAUGGACACUUUGAUGUAUAAUUUAGUUUACCCGCAAGCUCCAAUGUGUAAAACAAAGUCAAUAGAAUUGACUAAUUUUGACAAGCUUCCUGCUGGACAGAAUGCCACAAUUGCUGUAAUGAGCUAUAGUGGUUAUGAUAUAGAAGAUGCUCUGAUAUUAAAUAAGGUAUAUAGUUGCAAGUAUAAGAUACAAUCUAAUCUCUGUUCAAUCUUUGCAUUUUCAUCUGUCACUUAAUCCACCUUAACAUAUGCAGAAUCUUUUUCCAUUUUUAGGCUUCUAUAGAUAGAGGCUUUGGUAGAUGUCUAGUGUAUAGGAAUUCGAAAUGUAUGAUGAAGCGAUACGCCAAUCAGACUUAUGAUAGAAUACAAGGACCAAUGAUUGACACUGCGAACAAUCAAAUCAUCUGGAAACACGCUUGUCUGGACAAUGAUGGAAUUGUUGCUCCUGGGGAGCUUGUCAAGAAUAGACAGGUUUUAAUAAACAAAUCGGUGCCAACAGUGUCAGCGGUACCUGGUAGCGCAGCACCCAAUUCAAACGUGGAUUACAAAGAAACGCCCGUUUCUUAUAGAAAUGAUGAACCUAGUUAUAUAGAAAAGGUAUUGAUAAGUACAAAUGAAGAAGACACAUCUCUGAUAAAAAUUUUAUUGAGGCAAACUAGGAGGCCAGAAAUCGGUGAUAAAUUUAGUUCAAGGCAUGGACAAAAAGGUGUGGUAGGUUUAGUCGUAGAGCAAGAAGAUAUGCCUUUCAACGAAUAUGGAAUUUGUCCUGAUAUUAUCAUGAAUCCUCAUGGUUUUCCAUCUAGAAUGACAGUUGGAAAAUUGAUAGAACUUCUAUCAGGCAAAGCGGGUCUAAUGGAAGGAAAAUUCCAUUAUGGUACCGCUUUUGGCGGCUCAAAAGUGAGUGAUGUGAGUGAAGAAUUGGUCAGACAUGGUUUUAACUACCAAGGCAAAGAUGUUUUCUACUCUGGAAUCACUGGUGAACCAUUGGAAGCCUACAUAUACAGCGGGCCUGUAUACUACCAAAAGUUGAAACAUAUGGUGCAAGAUAAAAUUCACGCAAGAGCUAGGGGACCAAGAGCUGUGUUAACAAGGCAGCCAACAGAAGGAAGGAGCAGGGAUGGCGGAUUGAGGUUAGGAGAGAUGGAGAGAGACUGUCUUAUUGGUUAUGGGGCAAGCAUGAUGUUAAUAGAACGUCUGAUGGUAUCCAGUGACCAAUGUGAGGUAGACGUCUGCAACGCCUGUGGGCGUCUUGGGUACUGUGGAUGGUGCAACAGCUGCAAAAGUUCAGGGCAAGUGAGUAGCAUCACGAUGCCUUAUGCUUGCAAACUGCUACUGACAGAGCUGCAGGCUAUGAACGUCACAGCCAGGCUGACAUUGACACCUUAUUGUGAGGAAUAGCAUGUGAUUAUGUAUUUUAUAUUUUAUAAUUUAUUGUUAAUAAAUGUUUUAAAUUGAG